This is a messenger RNA of Microthlaspi erraticum, 3648 nucleotides long. The record is from the annotation of a GenBank genome assembly. NCBI's taxonomy places the organism in Eukaryota, Viridiplantae, Streptophyta, Magnoliopsida, Brassicales, Brassicaceae.
AUGUCGCACACUUUUUUCUCUCCUCCUUAUUAUCGGUCACUCCGGCCGAUUAUCCGCCGGCGAAUCAAAUCCACGGGAUUCGUCUCCGUGAUGUCUGGACGCGAUAGAAUCAGCGAAUUGCCAGAGCAUCUGAUAACUCAGAUCCUCUCGUACCUGCCGACGAAAGAUUCGGUGAAGACGAGCGUUUUAGCGACGGGAUGGAAGAGUCACUGGCUAAACGUUCCCGGACUCGACUUAAACUGCUCUAAUUUCCCUCACGAAGAAGACGAAGUGAUCCUGAGCUUCCUCGACAGAUUCCUCGACUCUAAUUCCGAGUCACGCCUGUCAAAAGUCAAGGUCAAGCCCAGUGGCUUAGAGAUAAACGGGUUAACGGAUCGGAUCGGCACGGCGGUUAGCCUCGGAGCUCAGCAUCUAGACGUUGAGAGCAGCGUCUUCUACCGAGACGCUGACACGCUUGAGUAUCCUAUCGUCGAGUUCAUGCCUCUGAGUCUCUGCACGAGCAAGACGUUGGAAUCGUUGAAGCUGAGGUACUCGGGUCUGAGGGAUCCAGGUGUUGUUUCCAUGCCUCGUCUCAGAUCCAUGGAGCUUCUCGGAGUUUACUGGCAGGAUACUAUGAAUGUGGAGAAGCUCGUCUCAGGAUGUCCUGUGCUUGAAGAGCUGACGUUGGUGAGAGACAUGGAGAGUAAUUUCCAGGAUGAGGAUGUUGUGUUUAUGCGUGUGAGGUCUCGGAGCCUGAAGAGGUUUUAUGUUCCGAAGCACGGAACGUGUGGCGGCAUUUCGUGGGUGAAAUCGACGCUUGAGAUUGAUGCUCCGUGUCUAGAGUAUAUGAGUCUCAAAGAAGAUCACUUUGAUAAGAUCGUGGUGAAGAACCUGACUUCUCUGUUAAAGGUUGAUCUUGAUAUCAAGUUUGUUGUCAAGUAUGGCGUGUUUCUUGAUCCGGAGGACUUCUUGUUAAAGAGAAAGGAAGUCAGUGAUUUUCUCGCCGGGAUAUCAAGUGCCUUUGAAAUUUACUCAAAAGGAGGAUUGGUUCCCAAAUUCAACAACUUAUCUUGUUUACAAGCCGUGUUCCCGAGUGACUUGUUACAGUUUCUGCCUAGCUUUCUUGAGAGCUUCCCGAAUCUGAAACACCUAAUCUUGAAGGUUGUUUUUUUAAGGGAGAAGGAUGAAUUCGAGCUCAUAGAUGUGCCUAGGUGUUUGUUAUCGACUCUUGAGUGUGUUGAGAUCAGAACUGUUCAUGAAUGGGAGGAAGACGAGAUGAAAGUAGCGAGUUACUUUCUUGAAAACGCUGCAGUCCUCGAGAAAUUCUUUCUGAGUCUCACAGAUUAUCCUCGAUAUCUUGCGGAUUCAGAAAUCGGAGAGGAGCUUGAGAAAGUCUCAAAACGUUCACCAACAUGUCGAAUUAUCCUUGAUCAAGAGUUCUGUUGUCACGGUUUACUUGUCUCUCUCUCUCAGACCUGCUCUCGCCAUUCUCGUUGCUCGCGUAAGGUUGCAAUGUAUUCUAGAGAUGAGCUGGAUGAUAUGGAGUAUAGAUACUACAGCGACAUGAAAGAUGGCUACAGGGAGGUGAAAAUCUCAGAUUCCGUCUUCAGAUGUCCCUUCUGCUACAGAGAUCGGAAGCGUGAUUACCACCGGAUUGAGGAAUUGCUUCGUCACGCUUCUUCUGUCAUCGACUACAGCAGCUCCCGUUCUAAGGAUGCGAUAGAGAAAGUCAGACAUCUUGCUCUGGAGAGGUAUAUCAGGAAGUAUCUCAUCAGCCCUAGCCCUCAGGAAGGACCAGAUCCUACUGUUGUAGCAGGAGACUUGAAAGGCGUUGAGAAGCAAUCCAUUUCACCAUGUAUUGUCAAAGCUGAGCCAAUGUCUGUCGAUGAUGUUCCUGGACGAAUUGGAGAGGAAAGGCCAAUGCUUUCUCUUAAAGCCAGCAACGAAGACAAUACAAACCCUGCCAAAAAGGCUUGCCUCGGUGCUGUUGUUAAAGAGGAAGAAGAGCCUGUCCAACGGAAGCUUGCUCCAAAAUAUCCUCAGAGGGAUGAUUUUUUGGGUGGUGGUGUUCAGGGUCCGAAGUUUGUGCAUCCGUGGACAGGGAUCUUGGCGAACAUCAAGAGAACUUUCAAUGUACAACAAGGGAGGUAUGUUGGUGAGAGUGGAACCAAGAUAAAGGAAGAGCUGAUUAGGAAUGAGUUUAAUCCCCACAAGGUCGAACCACUUUGGAACCAGCGAGUUGGUAACACUGGCUUUGCUUUUGUUCACUUUGGUAAAGGGUGGGAAGGCUACGAGAAUGCGACCAUGUUUGACAAACAUUUCGAAGUCAAUCACUGUGGGAAGAGAGACUAUGAUGCUGCUCGUGAGCGAGGUGAUAAGCUUUAUGGCUGGAUAGCAAAAGAGGAUGACUUCUACUCCAGAGGUAUCAUUGGUGACCACCUUAGGAAAAAAGCGGACUUGAAGAGUGUUUCUGGUAAAGAGUUGGAAGAUCAUAACAAGACAUUGACGCUUGUCUCAAAGCUGGAAAACACACUGGAGACGAAAAGCAGCAGCCUUCAACAAAUAGAGAGCAAGUACGAAGAAGCCAGUACAGCGCUUGAUAAAGUGAUGAUAGAGAAGGAUGAUAUGAUCAACAAACAUAAUGAACAAAUGAGUAGCAUUCAUCAAAGCGCACGUGAUUAUCUGGCCAGUGUUUACCAAAAACAUGAAGAGGCCUCUCGGGUUCUUGAAGCUCAAAGGAUAGAGUAUGAAGAGAAAGAGAAAUAUCUAGAAAAGUGUCAAGCAAUGAAUAAGACGGAGCGAAGAAAGCUUCAAUGGCAAAAACAAAAGAACUUAAUGGCCACUAAAGAGCAACACAAAGCUGAUGAAGACAUGAUGAGAUUGGCAGAACAGCAUCAGAGGGAUAAAGAUGUAUUACGCAAGAAAGUCCGUGAGCUGGAGCAAAAACUCGAUGCUGAGCAGGCACUGGAGCUGGAGAUAGAGCGCAUGAGGGGUGAUUUGCAGGUCAUGGGGCACAUGCAAGAAGGGGAAGAUCCGGAGAAGAAGGAACAUAUAGAAAAAGAGAUAGAAAAGGCGAAGGAAAUACUGAAGGAGAAAGUAGAAGAGUCAGAGUUCCAAGAGUCAAUCUAUCAAACUCUUGUUGUAAAACAUGGCUACACUAACGAUGAGCUUCAGGACGCGCGCAAGGCUUUGAUCAAAUCGAUGCAAGUGUUAGGAGGAGUAUUACGUACUGAGGAGCUCACGAUUGGUGUGAAGAGAAUGGGAUUAUUGGACGAUGAACCAUUCCAAAAUCUAGCUAAAGAGAAAUAUCCAGCGGAAGAAGCUGAUGUAAAAGCAGCAGAGCUUUGUUCCUUGUGGGACGACCACUUGAGAGACUCGGCUUGGCAUCCGACUAAGGUCAUUAUAAAAGACGGAAACCCCGAGGAGAUACUGAAUGAAGAAGAUGAGAAGGUGAAAGAACUGAAGAGAGAUUUGGGUGAGGAAGUGUUUGAAGCUGUGAUACAAGCGUUUAAAGAAAGGAACGAGUAUAACGGAAGUGGAAGGUACAUAGUGCCUGAGGUUUGGAAUUUCAAAGAAGGAAGAAAGGCGACUCUCAGAGAAGGCGUGGCUUGUCUGGUCUACUUGUGGGCCAAGCUUAAACCCAAGCCUAAGCGUAAGCUGAAAAGAUGA